Messenger RNA from Stylophora pistillata, 837 nucleotides. RefSeq lists its product as uncharacterized. Lineage: Eukaryota; Metazoa; Cnidaria; Anthozoa; Scleractinia; Pocilloporidae. The record is from RefSeq and is a predicted model, not a curated record.
UCAUGGAAAAAAAAAUUCGGAAAAAUUACCAGAGAGGAUUGAUCAAAACAAUGUAGUUUUAUAAAAUAUCAGGAGAAUUGAAAGGGAAUCUAUAGAACUACUAGGGAAUAGGAUAUAUUAUCUUGCUGUCAUGGAAGAGGACAGGAAAUUCGAUGUGGCCAUCGUGGGAGGAGGAGUUGUAGGUUGUUCAGUUCUUCACGAGUUCACUUCUCUAGGACUUCGAUGUGUUCUUUGCGAAAAAGAAGAGAAUCUUGUCAGUGGCGCUAGCUCGGGAAACAGUGGAACUCUUCACACGGGAUUUGAUGCGCCACUCGGUAGUUUAGAGUUACGAUGCCUUCAAUCAGCGAGAGAAUUGAACGAAAGCUUUUUCUCGAAGCACAACAUCCCUUACAGGAAAUCUGGGGGCUUUAUUGUGGCAUGGAACGAAGAAGAUCUGGAGAAAUUGCCGAAAAUUGUGGCUAUUUCUCACAAAGCAGGAGUUUCGGACGUAAGGCAGAUAACAGCUGAAGAACUUCUUGAGAACGAAGCGUACUUAAAUAGUAAUGCUCUUGGUGCUGUACAUGUGCCUGGAGAGAGCAUUGUGGAUCCAUGGAGAAUUCCCGUUACGUUGGCCAGCUUAGCUCUGGCACAGAACGCAACUAUUCUAACCAACUGUCACGUGAUUGACGGGAAAAGGCAAGGGAGGGAUUGGCAGCUGUCAACAUCUAAAGGUCCAAUCAUGGCUUCAGUUGUAGUCAAAAUUUUGACAUGGAAGUCUUUACUUUGCACAUGCUGUAAUGAAAUGGAAGGCAAAGUUGAAUGGAAAAUAAAUAAUUAAUUUCUGAAAAAGGCUUCUUU